Molecule: messenger RNA, 3336 nt
Organism: Entrophospora sp. SA101
Lineage: Eukaryota; Fungi; Glomeromycota; Glomeromycetes; Entrophosporales; Entrophosporaceae
Source: the annotation of a GenBank genome assembly
AUGCUGGAUUGUACAUCGCCAAGAUUGUUGAGAAUAAAAUCUACUAGUGACAGGAAAUUACAAAAGCAAAUAACAGAUGAAAUUGAAUAUAUCUCAAAAUAUUUUAAAGAAGAAGCAUAUGACAAUCCUGAUAUACUCAUAUUUAAAUCAAAAUUACAUGAAAAUAAUAAACGAAUUAAUCAAAAAAAUUAUGAAGGAGCCAAAGAACAAUAUUUACAAGCUUUGGAAGAGUGUAUAAAUCUCCCAGAAUCUGAACGACAGCCAAAAGAGGUGGCAAUUAAAUUCAACUUGGCUCGUGCAUAUGAAAAUCUUGGAUCAUACAGUGAAGCAGAAGCUUUAUAUCGAGAAUUGACACUGGCGCAUCCUUCAUUCAAGAUGGCAAACAUGCGAUUGGGUGGAGUGUUGGAAAAAACAUUAUACAUGUUUCCAGAAAAGGUCAACCAAUACUAUGAGGAAUUGUCAGAAAUUGAUGAAAAAAAUCUAGAAAUCAAAAAGCUUCAUGCCAGUUUUCUAAUUAGACAAGGUGAUUUGAAAAAAGCAAAAAAAAUACUUGAUUCUAUAUCAUCACACAAAGCCAGCUCAAGUAUUUUGACUUUAUUGGGUAGUCUACAUUUAUCAAAAGCAAGAACUUACAAACUUGAAUCACAACGAACUGAACGUGAUGCCUAUUAUAAAAAAUCAGUCGAGUAUUUUAAAUCGGCUUUGAAAACUGGCGAAAAAGGAAAAAAUUUGUAUGCAUGUAAUGGGAUUGCUGUUGCAAUGGCUGAAACUGGAAGGAUAAAAGAAGCAAAUGAACUGUUCUAUACUUUGGUCACAGCAAAAAGAACAAAUGCAGACUUUGCAAUUAAUUAUGCACAUACUUGUUGUCAUCUUGGACAGUAUACAGAGGCUAUAAGAUAUUAUGACUAUGCAUUAAAAAAAAGCAAAGAUAGUAAUUCGCAAUGCAUUGAAUGGAUAGCAAGAACAUAUUAUAUUUACGCAAAAGAAAACAAAAGUUUAGAGUUGAUGGAGAAGGCAUUAGAUUGGACUCAAAAAGCAUAUGAAUUAGAUCCAACAAAUAAACUAGUGCAACACAAUAUUGCCUUAUUAGAACAGGGAAUGGCACAAUUCUUAUUAGAAAAAAUUGCAAAUUCGUCACAAAAAUCUGAAGAUAUCAGAAGAGCUAUUGAACGUGCCGAAAGAGCAAACACUGUAUUUGAGUCGUUGCUUACAGAAGAAAAUAGACAUUUACCAAUUGAACAUGAACGUGUUAGGAAUCGUACAAACUUUGGUGCGUCGACGAUCACUUCAUUGAGUAAAAAACUUAUUGAAGCAGUUGAUAGAGAAAUGACAGAGAAAGAGUCACUCGAGGAGCAAGAAAAAAUGAAAAUUGAAAUGCAAAGAUUAGAAGAGGAGAAAAAAGCAUAUGGAAGACAACCAACCGUCAAUCCGUUUAUUAACUUUUUUUCCGAUGCUUGUCAAAAGGUUGAAGAAGAACGUAUCAGAAGGGAAGAAAUGGAAAUAAAGAGAAAAGAAGCAGAGGAAAAAAAUAAACAAAUGCAACAAUAUAUUGAACUGCAAAAAAGAUCUCUCGAAUUAGAGGAACGCAAAUACGAAGAAGAACUGAGAUUAGCAAUAGAACGUUCACUCGAAGAAACAAAAAGUCCUAAACCAUCAACUACUAUCAAGAAUAAAGAAAGGAUUAUCAAAGAAACAAAAACGAAAAAGCCAGAAAUUCCAAAAAGAGUUAAGGCACUAUAUGAUUUUGUACCUAAUGAAAGUGGCGAACUUGGUUUCGUACGCGGUGAUGUUAUCAAAGUUCUUGACAGUAUCUAUAGAGAAUGGUGGCGUGGUGAAUUACGUGGAAAGAUUGGUAUUUUUCCAGUAAAUUACGUUGAAGUCAUAAAUGAGCCGACUGUUGCAGAUAUUACAAAAGAAGCUGAAAUGGAAUUAGCGGUAUUUGAGCAGGCUCAAAAAAUAGACAAAUUACUGGAAAAAUUGGAAAAGAUUGAUCCAUCGAAAGAUGCGGCGGAAGACGAAGAAAUUCAGGAAUUAUAUCAAUCAACAUUACCUAUUCGAUCAAAAUUGGUCAAACUUAUUGAGAAAUAUAGUCAGAAGAAAGUAUCAUAUCCACAGUAUCCAACCAAAAGUAGUAUAAUUGAACAGCCAACUUAUUCUACAACAAGAAGAGAUACAUUACCUCUUCCUCAAAUACCUGUGUAUCAACAAUCCAAUUCUAACGAAAUAAGUCAACUCCCACCACAACCACAACCAAUAAAAUCUGAUCUCAAUAUCACUUCUCAACAAAUUCCACAGCAAACUCAUUAUAAAUUGUUCUCAAAUACAAAUAAUCAAGACUCUUCGAGCUUGCUUAAUCAAAUCCCUUUACCAUAUCAAUCUAGCACACAAGAUAUUCAAGCUCUACAACAAAACAAUAUCCAGGCUCAAUUGCAACUGCAAGCUCAACUGCAAGCUCAAGAGCAAGCUCAACUGCAAGCUCAACUGCAAGCUCAAGAGCAAGCUCAACUGCAAGCUCAACUGCAGGCUCAGAAGCAGGCUCAAGAGCAAGCUCAACUACAGGCUCAGAAGCAGGCUCAAGAGCAAGCUCAACUCCAGGCUCAACAGCAGGCUCAACUCCAGGCUCAACAGCAGGCUCAACUCCAGGCUCAACAGCAGGCUCAACUCCAGGCUCAACUCCAGGCUCAACAGCAGGCUCAACUCCAGGCUCAACAGCAAGCUCAAGAGCAAGCUCAACAGCAGGCUCAACUCCAGGCUCAACUGCAAGCUCAAGAGCAAGCUCAGCAGCAGGCUCAACUGCAAGCUCAGCAGCAAGCUCAACUCCAGGCUCAACUCCAGGCUCAGCAGCAAGCUCAACUGCAGGCUCAACAACAGGCUCAACAACAGGCUCAACAGCAAGCUCAACUGCAGGCUCAAAAGCAGGCUCAAGAGCAAGAUAUUACAGCUGCUCUUCAGCAAGUUACUGCUGCUUUUCAACAAGUUCCACAACAAGCCUCACAGCAAGCUCCACAGCAAUCUUCUCUUCAUAACACACAAUAUCAACUACCAGUCAUUAACACUGCUAAUAUUAAUAACCUGCCAGGGCAGCAAAAUGCUUUUGAUCCAAAUCAACAAUCACAACCACAACAACCACAAGAAUCUUCAAUUCAACUAGCUUCUAUUUUACAACAGCAGCAGCAAUCAAUACCAUCACCAUCAUCAGUAAACCCACAUCAACAUCUAUUACAACAGCAACAACAACUACCACAAUAUUUAAAUAAUCAAACUUCAAGUAUGCCUCCUACAUUACAACCCCCAAAUAUACAAAAUUCUUCAGCAGCAUAUAUUAUUAUUCCAUAA